Molecule: messenger RNA, 1026 nt
Organism: Fundulus heteroclitus (mummichog)
Lineage: Eukaryota; Metazoa; Chordata; Actinopteri; Cyprinodontiformes; Fundulidae
Product: glutathione S-transferase omega-1
Exons: 6
Coding region: 96-815 (239 amino acids)
Biological process (GO): glutathione metabolic process
Cellular component (GO): cytoplasm
Molecular function (GO): glutathione dehydrogenase (ascorbate) activity; glutathione transferase activity
Source: RefSeq, a predicted model, not a curated record
CCCGGAAGUAGCUCUGUAAAUAAAGGAGCGCAGGUUCUAGGCGCAGCUCAGGCUUUUGUUCCAGCGCAACCAUUCAAACAAGUUACACCGCAACGAUGUCUACAGAAAAAUGUCUCGCCGAAGGAAGUCCUGCACCUGGUCCGGUGCCGCAGGACCGGCUGCGUCUCUACAGCAUGAGAUUCUGCCCUUUUGCCCAGAGAACCAGAUUAGUCCUGCAUGCCAAAGGGAUCAAGUUUGACACGAUCAACAUUCACUUGAAACAGAAACCCGGUUGGUUCCUUGAGAAGAACCCCGAUGGUCUGGUGCCAGUUAUAGAGACACCUGCUGGGGAAGUGGUGUGUGAGUCUCACAUCACCAGUGAGUACCUGGAUGAAGUGUACCCCGAGAAGAAGCUGCUUCCAGCAACUCCUUUUGGAAGGGCCGAACAAAAAAUGCUGCUGGAGCAUUUUUCCAAGAUAAUACCAAACUUCUUCAAGAUCUCAUCAGCGAAAAGAAAGGGUGACGAUGCGUCAGGAUUCGAAGCUGAGUUAAAAGAGAAGUUUACCAAAUUGAAUGAACGCUUGGUGAAAAGGAAGACAAGCUUCUUUGGUGGUGAUACCAUAACCUUAAUCGACUACAUGAUGUGGCCAUUCUUUGAGAGGCUUGAGAUGUUUGGGGCGCAACGCUGCCUGGACCACACACCUGAGCUGAAGAAGUGGACUGAACGCAUGCUGGAGGAUCCAGCCGUUAAAGCCACCAUACACAGCACAGACCAUCACAAAGCCUUCUUCAAAAGCUACCAGGAUGGAGAACCUGACUAUGAUUACGGCCUAUAAUAAUAAUAAUAUAUAAAUAAUCAACGCCUCAUAGCCAUAAGCCUAUGUUUUAUCUUUUUCAGUCUUAUGGAUAGUUUAUGUGUAUCUCUUUCCACUGCACCUUGUGUUCAUUGGUCAUUUAAGAGUUACUUUUCUGAACUAGGGUAUUGAUUGAAAAUGUCCAUUUAGGACAUGUAUGUCAAUAAAUAAAUAAAAUGUGUCCAAUGAAUAA